CCAGUAGUGUCUGCUCAGCGGCUGCUGCUAUGGUUCGUGGAGCUUUGAGACGUUAGUGAGAUUAACAUCCCGGUUUAGAGUUAACGUCCAGUAGAGUCGCGGAAGUAAACAAGAGGACUUACGCCUUGGAGAAUAUGAACAAAGUGGACGCACCAUGUCGACCCGCCGCCUCUCUGAAAUUCACUAUUGACAACAUCCUCAACCUCAAGACAAGCGGGAGGAACUGUGACGGUCGUCUUCCCACCGGACUGCAGGAUGACUCGGCCACGGCGAUGCGUAAAGACGGUUUCCAGAGUCACCACGAGGAGCACGGAGCCCAGCAGAGGCAGGACCCGGGCAGCAGGCUUCACGAAAGUGAGUUGAGCACAGACUGCACCGGAGCGACGGAAUCGGUCAUCAUCAGCCGCGGAGACCCGAGGAAAGCGACGGAGGUGCGCUUCGAGAGCGGGGACAGCAGCUGCGACGACAGUGGCUCCACCACCACGGCCACGGACGCCCACAAAGGAGGCAGCCCGGCCAAGAAGAGCAAAAUGAUAACGAAAAAGAAAACGCGCACUAUUUUUUCCAAGAGACAGAUUUUCCAGUUGGAGUCUACCUUCGACAUGAAACGCUAUCUGAGCAGCGCAGAGCGCGCCUGCCUCGCCAGCUCUCUCCAGCUGACGGAGACCCAGGUGAAAAUAUGGUUUCAGAACCGCAGGAAUAAAUUGAAACGGCAAAUCUCGACCGAAAUCGACGGACCCGUUACCGAUUUCCCGGAGACUGGAAAGCCCGUGGUGGUGGGGCAGCUCCCGGCCUUGUACAAAGAGAGCAACCUGCUGGGGAGAUGCCUGCUGCCCAUGCCUCUGCCCGUGGUGUACCCGGGGAGUAGCACGCCUUACCUCUGCUUCUCAAACGCCAGCAAGUACUUCAGCCUGUAUGACGGGGACGUAUGAUGGUUUUAAUACUUCUCCACGUGAAAGAGACACUUUUUGGUGGUCUGUUGCCAAGUUUCAAGCAUUUAAGGUGUUUAGAUGGUGGGGCCGGACCUGCGGCCUUAACUGUUUAUGCAGACUGCAAGUACAACGACAGAGGAGUAGUUACAUAUCACAUAAAAAUAAGCUGAUUCGGUAUUAUUUAUUUUUCAAUUAGUUAUGGUUUUUUAAGGGGCCUGACACUAAACUUACACAAAGCCGUUUCUAGAAAAUAGCAGGCUAAGCUAAUGAUAGCCUGAGGCUGGCCUAAAACAGUAUCAGUCUCUACAUUUUAUUGUUUACAUGGUAUUUUAUUAAUUAUUAUUAUUAUUAUUAUUAUUAUUAUUAUAUUAUUAUUAUUAUCAUUAUCAUCAUUAUCAUCAUCAUCAUCAUCAUCAUCAACAGCAGCAUUUCCAGCAGCCUAAAGCCACCAAAGAAAUUACUAUAGCCUAGCUAUUUGCAUGCAUUUCCUGUAUCAUAAUGAAUUUUGAAUUACUGAAAUUAUCUAUGUAUUUAAAUGAAUGUAAUUAACAUUUUAUUCUGUUUCACGCAUGUCUAUUUUUUUCUGAGUAUCCUACUAUUCUUACUUUAUUCCACGUUUGCCUAUAGGCUCAUUACACCAUUUACUGAAACUGUAAUUAAAACAUCUUCAUUCAAGAAAUAUGUUACAGGAUUGAUUCAGUAUUUUGAGGUGAACUUUGUUCAGUGGUUUAUUAUGACAUGAAUUUGCAGAUAAUAGGCAUAGUGUCAGGUUAUAAAUCCAAAUAUUAGUUCUCACAGUACCGUCAUUCUAUGUGUGAAUAUGAGAAGCCUUUUUGAUUGAACAGAUAUAUAAGUUGUACAAUCUUAAAUCAGAGUAAAAACCUAAACACUUAGUCUUAGUAAAGGCUGACUGAUAUCAAUCUGACAACAUGCUUGCUGAUCCAAUGGGCCCUAAUUGCUCGGAGGCCGACACUCAGGCCUCAGAACUUAAACACACUGUAUCUUGAAUUGGGAGCAAAGCAGUUUGUAUUAAUUGUAUAAAAAUAUACAUAAAUUCAACAUUGCUUACAAAAUCCAUUACUGUCAGCUGAAUACUUUAAUCAUAAGGAACAAGACCGUAAAAAUCUCAAUAAUGUCAGUAGGUCAGGGAAAAUUGUAAAAAAAUAAAUAAAUAAAUAAAAUGGUGGGAGUCCAUAUCAAAAUCUAAACAUUUCUAUACAGCUAAAAUAAUGGGAUACAAACUGAAAAUUAUGGUCACAUGACAUGAAACUAAUUUUGUUCCUCCUUGAGAAAAUAUUUGGAAAUAUGCUGAUCCAUUGGUGUUUAAUCUGAGCGGCCACCUCACACAUACAUGUGUACGUCAAUCACAUAGCAGAGGCUCAUCACCCUCUAAGUUUCAGUGUGAAUAUUCCUUAUUUAUAAACUGCAAAAAACACUUUAUCAGAAGAACAAUAUGAGACUAAUUUUGUUCCUUGUUGAGAAACUUAAAUAUUUUGGUCCGUGCAGGAAGUGGCUGACAGAUGCAGACAGAAGGAGAGGCUCGUCCCUUUCUGUGUGAGAGCGUCUAGAUGCUCAGCCUCUCUUCCUGAACGAUGGCCACUCUGCUGUUGUACCACAGCCACAGGCCGAUGCACCAGCAGCCUCAGCAUAAUUUAAAGUAUAUACAAUGGAAAGCUGUGCUCCUACUCCUGUGAAGCCAAGCCAAGUCUCAUUUCUUAUGGACUAGCUUCAAGUCAGGGAUAUUACUGAAGAUUUGGGUUUGAGCUUUGGAAAUAAAACUCAAGACUCCAGAGUGAAUGAAUGCUCCAAGCCAGUUCCUAAAAAGGAAACAUGACAAUCUGCUUUCUGGAUUUCCUGUUUCUUUGAUAACAUGUCUUAAAUGUCACAUCAUCUGCUGAAAGAGGCAAGUAUUCAGCACGGGGAUCCAGAAUUUUAACUGAUAUAAAACUGGAAGUAAAUAAAAUCAGUGUCAGAUUCCGAAUCUAAAUAUUUUUCUCUACCUGGUGAACCUAAACUGUGCAUUACGGUAUACUCGACAGUCAGCAAGACAUGACGUAGUCUGAUUUUGUUUCUCUUUGAAACAGAAAAAAAAAACUUAAGGAAAAAUACUGAGGUAGCAAAAUACUGUAUGGCCCUCUGGACCACAUAUUUUCUUUUGGGGUAUGUUCUUCAACUGAACUUGCAGUUCUUGUGAUAAUUUAAAGCGAUUCAUAAUCUUGGCAUAUAAAACAUCACAAAUCAGUCUGAAAAGCUCCACUGUGUAAAGCUGUGAUGUUUGGAACCUCAUGAUUUUCCCAAGACCAAAAAUAAUAAUUUGAUACUUUAUUGAUCCCUGCAGGGAAUCGUUUCACCCUCAUUAUGUCACAAACUUAAUAUCCUUGACUUGGACAAGUUAACUUGGAACCAAAUUGUGGUUUAACCAGAGUCUGAUC
This is a messenger RNA of Seriola aureovittata, 3364 nucleotides long. RefSeq names its product H6 family homeobox 4 (gene hmx4). The coding region runs from base 135 to 932 and encodes 265 amino acids. Gene Ontology annotation, biological process: regulation of transcription by RNA polymerase II. Lineage: Eukaryota; Metazoa; Chordata; Actinopteri; Carangiformes; Carangidae. The transcript is spliced from 2 exons. The record is from RefSeq and is a predicted model, not a curated record. Gene Ontology annotation, cellular component: nucleus. Gene Ontology annotation, molecular function: RNA polymerase II transcription regulatory region sequence-specific DNA binding; DNA-binding transcription factor activity, RNA polymerase II-specific.